Molecule: messenger RNA, 1866 nt
Organism: Cherax quadricarinatus
Lineage: Eukaryota; Metazoa; Arthropoda; Malacostraca; Decapoda; Parastacidae
Source: RefSeq, a predicted model, not a curated record
AUGUACCUGAAGGACACCCGAGAUGACCUUUUGAAGCUAUCAGAUCCUUCUGCUGUUGCUUUAGCUGCUAGUGGGAGACCUUCGGUCUUCACGUGUUAUGAUACUGCUAAACCUUCGAUUAUCGAAUAUCCUACUGCCAUAAAUCCUACAGUCACAAGAUACCUUGCUGCUACUGCAAAACCUGAGAUCAGAUAUCCUGCUACUGCAAAACCUGUCGUCAGACAUCCUGCUACUGCAAAACCCAUCACUAGACGUCCUCUGGACACUGAAAGAACUUUGCCUCAUUCUCCUGGAAAGACUUCAGUGUUUUGGAAAUCCAACUUGGUACCGUCGUGGGUGUUGGGACGAGUGUCCGGCUACAAGCUUGAAGACCUCGUGCGGCAACACGAUGCUGUGAUAGCCAGAGCACGACAUAGACCUGCAGACUACAUUGCGUCCAACAUGAAAAGGUUGAGGAACAUAGACUUCGAUGGCUGGCUGGGAGUGUCUGUUGUGAACGGUGUUGAUGUUGGCCGGAUACAACGCCAUGGUCUUCUCCUGAGUGUCAAGACCCUCCCAAACACGCUCACUUUCUCGUCCACCGUCACAGCAGCUGGGGAAGUGAAAACUGGCUUCAUUAACAACUUACCUGCUGCCUCCUACAUCACACUUCAUGGAAACCACCUGCUCUCCCUGCCCUUAAUUUUCAUGAACGAUAUGAUAGUUAAGGGCGACGUGAGGAUACAGUCAACAGUCAACAAUAUUGACCUGGUUGCCUUUAACAAGAGUGUAUUGAAGACUGCUCGCUCAGGUGACCAGGUGUUGAUCUCGCCUGUCAUUUUCCAUAACAUAGCUGCCUUGAGCAGUAUUGACUGUGAGACCUGCAGAGUGGCAGGAGUGUCCCUGGGAGACCUAGUGCUUCUGAAUGAGCAGACUGUGAUUACAGGAAGGAAGAGGUUCCAGGUAGUGGUUGGGAGGGGAAAUGGAGUGAACGUGGGAGACCUCGAGGUGGACUUCAUCAACGGUGUUAACAUCACCGCACUCUUCCAUCACUCUCUCAAGAAGAACCCAAGUGAUGUGCAGGUGGUAUCCGGCAGCAUGAUGGUGAGGCAGCUGGUGGCGCUGAGAGACUUCAACUCUGGAGGCUUCACUGUUACAGGCCUCCAGGGUGACUCUGACGUCAUUGACCUCCAUAGCAGAGUGGCUGAUCGGGUGGUGUACAAAGACCAAGAUGCCACUGUACAUGGUUGGGUUUCCUUCGCCGGAUUCUGCUUCGUCUCUAACUUACACUUCAAAGACACGUUUGAUGAGGUGACUGCUGACCAGUACAACUCUGGCUGGCUGCUGAAAAAUACUGACCAGGACUUCACAGGUUAUGUGACUCUUGCCGGGAUGACCUCGAAUAAGGUUAACACAGCACGAGGGGUCAAGAUUCAAGAGACUGACCUAGAUUACCUCCGGAACUCUGCCGCCCUGGUCACAGAACCUGCUCUAAUAUCCUCCUCUGUUGUGCUAGAUGAAGUAGAGUCCCCGCAUAGGGUGCAGGUUUCUGGUCGCGUACAGGGUUGGGACCUGUCUGAGGAAGCUGUCGUCAACAACACUGACUCCACCGUCGUCUUCGCCUCUCCCAAGAUCUUCCUCGGCCCGGUCACCAUUACUGGCAGCUUCCUUAGCGACGCACGGCAUUAGUGGUGUCGACCUAGAUUCACUCUGUGGCCAAAUGUCUUUAAAAACGCUAAAGAUUAAUGGUACUGUGAGAUUCGUGAAGAACGUGACAGGCGACGUGUUGCAUCUGGGUCAGCACAGCAUCGCAGGUGAAGCAGUGAGCGAUUUCUGGAUGAAGGAUCACAACGUUACUCUUAGGAAGCCGCUGAGGCUGCGGCUGAU